Messenger RNA from Cokeromyces recurvatus, 470 nucleotides. RefSeq names its product H/ACA ribonucleoprotein complex subunit 3. Lineage: Eukaryota; Fungi; Mucoromycota; Mucoromycetes; Mucorales; Mucoraceae. Gene Ontology annotation, molecular function: telomerase RNA binding; box H/ACA snoRNA binding. Gene Ontology annotation, cellular component: box H/ACA telomerase RNP complex; box H/ACA snoRNP complex. The record is from RefSeq and is a predicted model, not a curated record. Gene Ontology annotation, biological process: snRNA pseudouridine synthesis; rRNA pseudouridine synthesis; positive regulation of telomerase RNA localization to Cajal body. The transcript is spliced from 2 exons. Bases 45 to 239 code for a protein of 64 amino acids.
UUUUCUUUAGUCACUACAUAUAAAAAAAAAAGGUUUCAAAAAAAAUGUAUUUGAUGUAUUAUUUAAACGAGAAGGGAGAUCGUGUCUACACUCUUAAGAAAACUGAUCCUAAUGGCUUCCCCACCAAGUCAGCUCAUCCUGCUAGAUUCUCCCCUGACGAUAAAUUCUCUCGUCAUCGUGUAACUAUUAAGAAGAGAUUCAACAUUUUACCUACUCAACUUCCUUCUCGCCCCUAUUAAAUGCAAUUCUUUCAUCUAUCAACUCUAUUUCAAUGUCAAUUUGUACGUUUUAUAUUUUUUUUUGUAAAUUUCAAUGUCUCGAAUAAAAAAGAAGAGCCUUUUUAAACUGAAGUUCGAUAAAAUAAAUAAUAGCUGAACAUGUCAUUAUAUAUGUGUAUGUGUAUGUCUUGAAAUGUUCAAAAAGACAUCUUACAAUUAUUUCGUGACUUUUAUCAUUUAUGAAAAUAUGUC